This is a messenger RNA of Protopolystoma xenopodis, 1269 nucleotides long. The record is from the annotation of a GenBank genome assembly. Lineage: Eukaryota; Metazoa; Platyhelminthes; Monogenea; Polystomatidea; Polystomatidae.
UCUAAAUCUAUUGGGACUGAAUCUGCUACAAAUAAGCCAAUUGACAAUCUGUUUAGCUUCCUUUCUGUAUCAAAAUCCUCUAUUGAUUCGAGCCAACCAGAUGCGCCUCUCAGUACCUGCAGCUACAGCACCAGCGCUACUACAUGUAUAACCCAGACAGGUCCUUCCAAGCCUCUUUUUCAAUUUCAAUUCUUCAACGACCGGUCAGCUUCCGUAAAAUCUCCUGGUGACAACACACUUUCAUUUGGUGUGCCAAACAGUGGAACCCAAAAGCAUCAAUUUAUGUUUUCCUUUCCCCCACAUAAACCCUCAACUAGCCCUCAUUUGCCUGAUGAAAGUCCUAACGUUAGUAUUCAGAAUGUAGCCUCCGUUGGAGGUGGAGAUGAAGACGAUUGCGAGGUGGUGCCUGUUGAUGAGGAUAGGCUUCACUUCAAGCCGAUUCUUGAUCAUCUACCUGAUUGCGUUGAGCCGUAUACGGGCGAGGAAGGUGAGACGGUCGUAUUUUCCGCACGCUCAAAGCUUUUCCGAUGGUCCGGAACUGGAGAAAAGACAUGGCGAGAGCGUGGAAUCGGGGAGCUAAAGCUUUUGCAUAGUGAAAAUUCAGACGGUUCCAUGCCUCAUACUCGCCUUAUAAUGCGGCGUGAUCAAGUCUUUAAAGUCUGUGCCAAUCACCGGAUAACAGGAGACAUGGAGCUCAGCCCGAUGUCUGCAGGUGCCGGUGCCGAAGGAAUCGGCACUAAAGCAUGGACCUGGCGUGCACUUGAUUUUUCAGAGCCAGCCAAUGUAGCAGAUAUUGAGUCUGAGAUGAACAAAAGUGUGAAUCCUAAUGAGGAGCCCACUGUGACGUCAAUCGGAAGACCGGAGCUCUUUGCCGUCCGAUUUAAGACCGUGGAGCUUGCAGAAGCAUUUAAAAUUGCCUUCGAGGCUGCCGUUCUUGCUGCUUCAGCAGACAACUUGACAAAAUACGGCGAAAAAUUAAAGAAAGGACAAACAUGGAAGGCCGAUGAUAUGAAUAAAGAGCAUGAGGAAGAGAAACAUAAGGAUAUUAUGAAACGAGAACACUUAGAAUCACCUACCUCUAAGGACUUACUCCAUCAGUCUGCACUGUCUACUUUACCAUCCUCUGAGCGUCUGGGUCAAUCGGAUAAAACUAACAAGCCUUCUUCAGCAGACUCUGCUCAACAUAAAUAUAGAAGCUUGGAUUUGGACAGCGAUGUUGAUGGUGAUGUCAUUUUUAUAUCUGUAAAACCAGAAGUAAGUUUGGCUUAA